AUGUGCCUCCAGACUUAUAACAUGUGGACUAUGUGCAACUGCAUUCAACUCGGACGAAUUGAACGUUGUAAAGAGUUCGGUGUACCAUUUUUCCAACGAGAGAGAUGUACAGGACUUAUUUUACGAGCCAUCAAUAUUGGCAUCAUUGGAAUUCCCGAAGAGCAGCUUUAUGAAAAGGCAGGAAUGUGCUCGGAGUGCUCGGAGAAGCUGUAUCAAGAGAUGUGGAGGCUUCGUUGGAGAUGGACGUCUCGUGAGAGUGAAGAGUGGGCGGCGAAGCAGGAAAGCGAGAAGAAAUAA
This is a messenger RNA of Penicillium vulpinum, 297 nucleotides long. RefSeq lists its product as uncharacterized. Lineage: Eukaryota; Fungi; Ascomycota; Eurotiomycetes; Eurotiales; Aspergillaceae. The transcript has a single exon. The coding region runs from base 1 to 297 and encodes 98 amino acids. The record is from RefSeq and is a predicted model, not a curated record.